Molecule: messenger RNA, 1873 nt
Organism: Hevea brasiliensis (rubber tree)
Lineage: Eukaryota; Viridiplantae; Streptophyta; Magnoliopsida; Malpighiales; Euphorbiaceae
Exons: 11
Coding region: 188-1729 (513 amino acids)
Source: RefSeq, a predicted model, not a curated record
UGAUCCAAUAGGGGUAAGUUAUCUAAGCUAUCCAGUUGCAGAAAACUAAAUCUGUAUGGUCGCAUAGAAUCGCAUCCCAGACCUCAUCCAGUCGAAUCCUUCAACGAAGCAAAGCGCUUCACUUGCUUCACAGAUAAUAGAUCUCGCACUUCUUUAAUAAUUUGGAGAGAGAUAUAGAGAAGAAAAAAUGAUGAUGAUUGAUACAGCCACUGCCGUUCGAUUUCCCGCCGGCGCAAAUUUUUGCUCCUCCACUGCCAUAUCUCAUUAUCGCCAUACGUGGAACUUGGAGGAAGUUAACGCCCUCCACAUCAGUUCUCGCCCGCUUAUUCGUUCUGGCAGCUUCACCGUACCUUGGAGUAAGUCUCGGAGAUUAAAUGGUGGUGCUUUUUUAAGGAGCAGUCUUUUAAAGAAUAGGAUUCGAGCAUCUUCAGAGCAUUUAGGCUCGGCCUCGGGUCCUUCAAAGCCGAAGGACGGCAGACAGCGAUACCAUCCCUUUGAGGAGAUUGCAGAGUCAGCUUCAGAAAAUAAUGGAGAUGCAAUGCUCACACCUCAAGAGACUGCUAGGACCAUUGUUGAGGUCAACAGCAAAGCAAUUCUAAUGCUGACUGGUUUGAUCAAUGGUGAUAUUCAUGAGAAUAUUGUUUGGCCAGACUUGCCUUAUGUUACUGAUGAACAAGGAAACAUAUACUUUCAAGUGAAGAAUGAUGAAGACAUUUUGCAAACCCUUACUUCAGAAAAUAAUUUUGUGCAAACCAUUAUAGGCUUUGAUGCCAUGGAAAUGAUCAGUGAGAUGGAGUUAGUAGGUUCAUCAGAAAUUGAUUUUGGAAUUGAGGAAAUUGAAGAAGAGGAUGGUGAUGUUGAAGAUGAUGAGGAUGAAGAUGAGGAUGAUGGAGAUGAAGAUUAUGAUGGGGACCUGGUAGCUGUUAUUGAAGAUGAAGAUGAGGAAGAUGAUUCUGAUGAGGCACUUGGUGACUGGGCAAAAUUGGAGACUAUGCGUUCUUCUCAUCCAAUGUAUUUUGCAAAAAAGAUUGCACAGGUUGCACUAGAUGAUCCUAUAGAUUGGAUGGAGCAGCCUCCAGCUGGUUUAGCUAUCCAGGGCCUCAUAAGACCUGCCUUCAUUGAAGAACACCCUGACAUCCAGAGGCAUAUGUCUGGCAACCAGUCACGUCAUGCUGACAUAAAUGAGGUUGGGAAAAAUUUAGAUGACAGGCCAGAUCUUGGUGGGAUCAAUGGUCACAAACAUGAACCAGGAUCAUCUGAAGAUAAUUCGAACUGGGCAGAGGAAUCGGAGAAGGAUCAUAUCCCAAGGAAUGGGACUUCAUUUUACAAGAUGGAGAUGAUUAAAAUUCAAUUAAUUUCAGCUCAUGGACAUCAUACCGUGGUUGAAGUGGAAGACUUUAGAGAGGCUCAACCUGAUGCUAUUGCACAUUCAGCAGGCAAAAUUUUAUCUCGUCUGAAGGCUGGCGGGGAAAAAAUCUCACAGGCCUUGAAAUCUCUGUGUUGGAAAUGCAAGGGUAUUCAAGUGGAGGAGGCAGCGCUUAUUGGUGUAGAUUCCCUUGGUUUUGAUUUGAGGGUUUGCUCUGGAACACAAAUUCAAACGUUGCGGUUUGCAUUUAAUUCACGGGCGACUUCAGAAUAUAGUGCUGAGCGACAACUUAAUGAUUUACUAUUCCCGAGGAUUUCCCACAGGGUGCCCAAAAAGAAACAGACCCAUCGAAAAGAACUUUAAUAUUGUCAAAUACCAUAGUCCAGUUUAAAUUCUGGAUGGAUAUCUAGGCCAUGAACUGAACGGCAAGCGUCAAAGAAUCCGUUGCAGCUUGUCAUCUCAUGUAUUUGUUCGAUGCCAGUAAUGAUUAUUGAAAUUCAUUCUUCA